GCGUGCGCCAGGUGGCUGUCAAUGCAUGAACCCCCGCCCUCUCUUUCUCUCAUGCACGUCCUCAUUGCUGCUGCCAUUCCAAGAUGCCCCCUCCCCCCUUGUUUGUGUCUCUGUCUCUCCGGGUGCUGAGCGGCCAAUUGGGGAGUGCGCCCUGCUGCCCCUCGCCCUGGGUUGCUUGCUGGUUGGGAAGGUCGAGUCGAGGGGCUGCAGGGUCCCUCUCAGCUCAGAUGCUCCGGGUUUCUGGCCUUUUCCCCACACAGAAGAUCACAAUGGGCUUGCAGGAAGAGUGUGUCUGGGGGAAAGUGGCACUUACCAUUCUCUCACACACACUCCACACAACACCCCCUGGGUCCGGCCUGGGUCCUCAGCACACCCCCUGGCUGCUCAGGGGCUCUUUCCCCCAGACAGGCACUCGGGGGAGGGGGCCUCUGAGAAAGCAGCAUGGGAGCAUGGAGGGCACGACAUUUUGGAGGGCAGGGAGGCACAGCUCUGGGCAGGAGGGGCACUGGAAAUGUGGUUGCAAAGGGCACCAUUGGCAUUGGGCAGAGGAGAGCGGUGCCCUUCUGCAACAGAGUGGGAUCUGCGGCUUGCCCCUCUCCCAAUUUCUGUCCCUGCCAGGGCCAGCAGUGUUCUUGGGCACAGGGAGCUUGCUUCGCUUGCUUCCCCCCCCCCCCCCGGAGAGGCUGCCAUUUAAUCCCGAGGAAAGCAUCCCCCGUGCCAGUUGCCCGUCAAUUUUGCUUGAAGGAAAAGGUCAAGGUGACACCUAAGGAAAUCCCAGCCAACCUGUGCAAACAGCCUGGCAGAGAAGCACGAAGAGCUCCCGAGGACUCCCUUCAGGGAACCUGGAUGCCAGCACAGCUGAGCUGGUGGGCCAGGUCUGGAAGCGAAUGCCCGAGGCCUCCUAGCCAGGCCUGAGAGGGCAAGAUGUUCUUCCAGUUGUGCAUUUGGGAGUCGCAGCUGCCAGUCCUGCUUGUGCUCUUCUACUCAGUGGCUUAUUUGGCAUACAUCCGAGACAGCGGGGCCAAGCCAGUGAUGGUCUACAUCCAUGGGGGCUCCUACAUGGAAGGCACAGGGAACAUGAUUGACGGCAGCGUGCUGGCCAGCUACGGCAACGUCAUCGUCAUCACUCUCAACUACCGUGUGGGAGUCCUGGGAUUCCUGAGCACCGGCGACCAGGCUGCCAAAGGCAACUACGGGCUCUUGGACCAGAUUCAGGCUCUGCGCUGGAUCAGUGAAAAUAUCGCCUUCUUUGGUGGCGACCCUUUGCGCAUCACCGUCUUCGGGUCGGGCAUUGGGGCUUCCUGCGUCAGCCUGCUCACCCUGUCGCACCACUCCGAAGGUCUUUUCCAGCGAGCCAUCAUCCAGAGUGGCUCUGCUCUCUCCAGUUGGGCAGUCAACUACCAGCCGGUGAAGUACACCAGCCUCCUGGCUGACAAAGUGGGCUGCAACGUUCUGGACACUGUGGACAUGGUGGACUGCCUGAGGCAGAAGACUGCCAAGGAACUGGUGGAGCAGGACAUCCAGCCGGCACGCUACCACGUGGCCUUUGGGCCAGUCAUCGAUGGGGACGUCAUCCCAGACGACCCUGAGAUCUUGAUGGAGCAGGGAGAGUUCCUCAACUACGACAUCAUGCUUGGAGUCAACCAGGGUGAGGGGCUGAAGUUUGUGGAGGGGGUCGUGGACCCGGAGGAUGGUGUUUCAGGCAGCGAUUUUGAUUAUUCUGUCUCCAAUUUUGUGGACAACCUGUAUGGCUACCCAGAGGGUAAGGACACCCUGCGUGAGACCAUCAAAUUCAUGUACACAGACUGGGCUGACCGGGACAACCCGGAAACACGACGCAAGACCCUGGUGGCCCUCUUCACUGACCACCAGUGGGUUGAGCCAUCGGUGGUGACCGCUGACCUUCAUGCUCGUUAUGGGUCCCCCACGUAUUUCUACGCUUUUUAUCACCACUGCCAGAGCCUCAUGAAGCCACCCUGGUCUGAUGCGGCCCACGGAGACGAGGUGCCUUACGUCUUUGGGAUCCCCAUGAUUGGCCCCACCGAUCUCUUCCCCUGCAACUUUUCCAAGAACGACGUCAUGCUCAGUGCCGUCGUUAUGACCUACUGGACCAACUUUGCCAAGACUGGGGACCCUAACAAACCAGUGCCCCAGGACACCAAGUUCAUCCACACCAAGGCCAAUCGGUUUGAGGAAGUCGCCUGGUCCAAGUACAACCCCCGUGACCAGCUCUACCUGCACAUUGGCCUCAAGCCUCGGGUGCGCGACCACUACCGUGCCACCAAGGUUGCCUUUUGGAAGCAUCUGGUCCCACAUCUGUACAAUCUGCACGACAUGUUUCACUACACCUCCACAACCACAAAGGUGCCACCUCCUGACACCACCCAGAAUUCCCACAUGGCACGCCGGCCAAACGGGAAGGCCUGGAGCACCAAACGGCCAGCCAUUUCCACUGCCUACACCAGCGAGGGUUCGCAGGAGAAGUGGAACCCCGAGCAGGAUGGGGCAGGCACACUCCUGGUGGAGAACCCCCGAGAUUACUCCACCGAGCUGAGCGUCACAAUCGCCGUGGGGGCCUCUCUCCUCUUCCUCAACGUUCUGGCCUUUGCAGCGCUCUACUACCGGAAGGACAAGCGACGGCAGGACACCCACCGCCAGCCCAGCCCACAGCAUGCCCCCGCCACCAACGAUAUCGGGCACACCCCGGAAGAGGAGAUUCCCUCUCUGCAGACCAACCAGUCCCACCAUGGAGACUGUGAGGCGGUGCCAACCCACGAUGCCCUCUGUCUCACCGCCUUGCCCGACUACACGCUCACAUUGCGCCGCUCACCCGAUGACAUUCCACUCAUGACGCCCAACACCAUUACCAUGAUCCCCAACUCCCUGGUGGGGCUGCAGACCCUGCACCCCUACAACACCUUUGCUGCCAGCUUUAGCAGUACUGGGCUCCCUCACUCACACUCCACCACCCGGGUAUAGCCGCCAUGCACACGCUCCACCUCACUGGACCUUGGGCUAUGGGGCCAGAUAUGGCAACUCUCUUGGCUCGUACUAUCAAGUGCUUUGCUCUCAUCUCCAGAGCAGCUGAGGCUUCAUGGAGUCCGGCAGAGAAGGCGAGACCCUCCCGGGCUGCCCUGAGUAAACCCUUUGUGCUCCCAGGUCCAGCUGGCACUGCCAAGGAAGCCCAGCACAGCCCCUCGCCUCCUGGAACAACCGUGCGGGACUCCGCCUGGGCACCUCCUAGUGGGCACUUUUGAAACAGCUUUGGGGAACAGGUCCCACAAGCUUAGCUGCCACCUUGUGGCGGGAGAUGGUUGGCACUUCCUGGAGCUCUUGGACAGGUGUCAUUUGGGGGUGGGUGGGGGUGUUUCUAAACCCCGUAGUGGAUCCUGGAUCCCCUGGCCAUGAUGCUGGGCCUAGCAGGUACUGCCUGUACCCUGGCUCCAUAUCACACUUUUCAUGUUGCGGAGAUACUGUCUGUCUGUCUGUUUCUUUCCAAAAGACGUUUUUUAAGCAGAUCUUUAGUUCUUUAAACACUAACGGAGACACCGUGUUUUGUCCUUUGUAAAGAUUUUAAACUAAGUGUUCUUGAUACAGCCAAUUAGACACACACGUCACCCAGGUGAGCACAUCCACCCCCCCCUCCUCCUCCAGCUGCAUCUGUGCCAAACUAUGAAACCAGCAGGCUUCCCUGGCGGUGGGCAGUGGCACAGAGUAGACCACGAGGCCAUUUUGUACUUUUGAUAUGCCCUUCCUAGCCAUCGUGUCCAAUGGCCAAUCCAUGCUCCUGGGGACCAGCAGAUCCUCCUCCUCCUGCCCUCUGCCCUGGCCAGGUGCAGCCCCACGGCCCAGCCGCAUCGGGUGCCUCAGCCUCGAGCUUCUUGCCAGCCCCAUAGCCUGCCCUGCCUUCCAACUUACAGCUACCCCUCUGCUGCUUGGAGAGGCAGGGAAGGACGAGGGUGGCACGUGUAGGGGCAGCAGGUUGGGCGCAAUGGGACGCAAACGUGGCUGGCUACCAGGUCCAGGACAGGGGCUGCUGGUUGACAAGAGACCUUGACUUGCCAUGGGUGGGUGUUGGGGGGAAAGAGGGCAGGGGAAGAUGGCAGACAGCAAGCCCUGCCUUGUUGGAGUCUGGCUGGCAGGAGGGCCCACCAGGGGGUCAGCACCACUGUCAGCUGGCAAGGGGAGGAUUCUAAUGUGGAGGGAGGGGGACACGUUGGGACACGUUGGGAGGGGCUGCAAGUAACCCAGGCGGUGGGAUUUGAUCCAGC
Ahaetulla prasina is the source of this 4271-nucleotide messenger RNA. It is a transcript of the gene NLGN3, whose product is annotated as neuroligin 3. Gene Ontology annotation, cellular component: postsynaptic specialization membrane; synapse; cell surface. Gene Ontology annotation, biological process: synaptic vesicle endocytosis; chemical synaptic transmission; modulation of chemical synaptic transmission. The record is from RefSeq and is a predicted model, not a curated record. Bases 925 to 2979 code for a protein of 684 amino acids. The transcript has 5 exons. Lineage: Eukaryota; Metazoa; Chordata; Lepidosauria; Squamata; Colubridae. Gene Ontology annotation, molecular function: neurexin family protein binding; signaling receptor activity.